UUGUUGACCAGAACCAGAACCAGCCUGCUCUGAGUGCACCUGAGGACUAAAGACAAGGAAAGGCAGCAUGGAUGUAAGUACCUCAUCACACUCUCAGAUCUCCACACUGUUGGUGUCGUCCGUCCUGUCCACGCUCGCUCUCCCUCGGAUCUCCGUCCACGCUCCUGACCCUCCUCUCUCUCCGCCCUCCCCCUCUCCUCCUCUGGCUCAGCACUCUGACCCUCUGUGUGGCAGCUGCCCGCCUGGUUCUGCCCCACAGUCUAGCAGCCUCUGGCCCACUCUGCCCCAGUCUGGAGCUGGGUUCCCUGCGUGGCCCGGUCAGCCCGCCCAGCCAGCCCCCUGCUGGACUGGGCAGCCCAAUACACCCUGCUGGCCCGCGACGCAACCGGCUCCGGUCUCGGUUCCGGCUCCCAUUUCCCUUCCGGCCCCCACUCAAGUCGUAGCUCCGGCUCCUGCACCGGCUGCCACCUUGGUUCCGGCUCCGGUUCAGGUCCCGGCUCCAGUGAACCCCUGUCAGCCGUGCUGGCCAAACACCCAGUACCAGCCGGCCCAGCCACCAGCCCCCAUCCAAGCUCCGGUGCCGACUCCAGUCCCAGCAGCUGCACCUGCGACCAUCCGUCCAGGUGUAGCCGGUUGGCCCGCCCACCCCGGCUGGCCCUAUAACCCGGGACAGUCCGGAUGGCCUGGACAGAACCCAUCCCUCGUGCCUCAGCACUGGCUCCCGCCCACAUCUGGGCCUCUAAGCGUGCCGUACAACUUGAACCUGGCCCGAGGCGUGUACGACAAAAUGAUGAUGACCAUCUUGGGCCAUGUGAAGCCCAACGCUAGGAUGUUCACAGUGAACUUCCUGAGAGGCAACGACAUCGCCUUCCACAUCAACCCUCGCUUCAGCGAAGGCGGGAAACAGGUUCUGGUCCGCAACCACAAACUGGGCGAACGCUGGGGCGCCGAGGAGAGGGACCUAAAGGGGCCUUUCCCCUUCGCCCUCGGGAGCCCUUUUGAGGCUAACGCUGGGAAAAGAUGGAAGGGGUUGGACAGUCGCUUGUGCAGGCGAGUCCUAGAUAAGGGAGCUGCUAUACUGCAGGGAGGCUCCUGGAGGUCAGUGGGGGUCUCAUGUCGCUCAAUAACAUCAAUAACUGUUAUGUUUAACCGGCAGCGCAAAGAGGUGACUAAUCUGAUGAGCUAACUGUGUCUUUGUGGCUGUGUUUACUGACGCCAAUAACAACUAUAGACUCGCCCAGGAUGCUGUGAACUGAUCUGGCAUCAUAAUAAGGGCUGCAGAUAACAAUUAUGUUCAUUAUUGAUUAUUUUCUUUUUUAAACAGUGAGCUGUUUGGUCUAUAAAAUGUAAGAAAAUGGGAUAAAAAAUGAGAAUAAGUGUUGCCAAAGCCUAAGAUGAGAAAUAUCAA
Messenger RNA from Stegastes partitus (bicolor damselfish), 1408 nucleotides. RefSeq names its product galectin-3-like. The coding region runs from base 68 to 1186 and encodes 372 amino acids. Gene Ontology annotation, biological process: positive chemotaxis; neutrophil chemotaxis; macrophage chemotaxis. Gene Ontology annotation, molecular function: laminin binding; IgE binding; disaccharide binding. Lineage: Eukaryota; Metazoa; Chordata; Actinopteri; Pomacentridae. Gene Ontology annotation, cellular component: nucleus; immunological synapse; cytoplasm. The record is from RefSeq and is a predicted model, not a curated record. The transcript has 6 exons.